UAUUAGUAGUAGUAGCAAAACAAAUGACUUUUUGCUCUAUUUGUCCACCAAAGAAAGAAAGAAAAGCGCGAGCCCUCGCCAAGCUCAGUUAUUUUAAGCUCAUUUGCAUAUCUCCUUCUUAGAGCCAAUCAAACGCGGCGUACAGAGGGCCGACCCUCCAUGCCUCCUCUUUCUCUUCUUGCUCCGCCCCCCUCCUCCGUUUAUAAGGCGCGGUAGGAGACGCAGAAUCAUCUUAAACCGGAAGCAGACCUGCUUAAUGCUGUGACUCGCGUGCAGACCAGGAACUUCCCAGGAGCAGCUCAUCUUCCUCAUCCUCAUCCUCCUGAAGCUCCUCACCUCGUCCUUCAGGAAGAGCAGAAAAGCCUCAGGAGACACUUCAGCUGAGUUCACGUCUCCUCCGCCAUCAUGGAGUUUUCUCUGGCCCACCCUGUGAUUAAAGCCUUCAUGUGUGGUUCUCUGAGUGGAACCUGCUCCACUCUGCUCUUCCAGCCACUGGAUCUGGUGAAGACACGUCUACAGACCGUACAGAACAGUGUACAGCCUGGUUCAGGAAGGGUUGGCAUGGUAACCAUCUUUCUCACUGUUGUGAGGACUGAGAAGCUGCUAGGACUUUGGAAGGGAGUCUCACCUUCAUUUGUCCGGUGUAUCCCCGGGGUGGGAAUCUACUUCAGCACAUACUACAGUGUGAAGCAGCGGUUCUUCAGUGACCGAGCGCCGCGUCCAGUGGAGGCUGUGCUGCUGGGCGCUGGAGCUCGGUGUGUAGCGGGAGUCUGCAUGCUGCCAGUCACCGUCAUCAAAACACGCUUCGAGUGCGGGCGUUAUAACUACAGCAGUGUAUUAGGAGCUCUGUGCAGUGUGUGUCGGAUGGAGGGGCCGAGAGCGCUGUUCUCCGGACUCACGGCCACUCUGCUCCGAGACGCUCCCUUCUCCGGCAUCUACGUCAUGUUCUACAGCCAGGCCAAGAACACACUGCCCCACGAGAUAAGCGAGUCAGCGUACGCUCCUCUGGCUAACUUCAGCUGUGGUGUUGGAGCGGGUGUUUUAGCCUCUCUGCUCACGCAGCCUGCAGACGUGGUGAAGACUCACAUGCAGGUGAACCCUCAGAGGUUCAGGAGUAGCGCAGACGUUCUCACCUACAUCUACACGGAGCACGGCUCGGCCGGGUUUUUCCGUGGUGCCGUGCCUCGUUGCCUCCGCAGGACGAUGAUGGCGGCGAUGGCGUGGACCGUGUACGAGCAGCUCAUGGCUCGAAUGGGCCUCAAAUCCUGAGAGAGAGACAGAAUCUGAGACGGAUAAAAAAAAAAACAGAUGAAUAAAGAAAAGAGGAUUGAAGCAGAGAGUGAAACGGAGAAGAGACUGAAAUGUGAAGGUGAUGAGAGACUUUGAUCUGAAAGAUUGUGAAAGAGAAAGAGAGAGAGAUUUUUUGAGGUUUCAGCUUCAGAAACGAUCUCCAGACAUCUACAGAGUGCUGCGAUGAAGAACUUAUUAUCGUACAAACUACUGAGAGUGGAGAAAAAAUAACAGAGAUCAUGUUUGUACUGUAAACACCCGGAAAUUCAGCCGUCGCCUUGGAGACCUCGUGAUCUGUGAUGUCUCGAGCUCCGAUACGAGGAAGAUGUUAAGGAUUAACCGCAUGUGUACACACCAGCAUCUGUAAACAAACAAACAAACAAACUUCUGAAACUCACAAACAGCAUCAUAUAGCAGCAGCAAUACACUGAUCAGCCAUAACAUUAUGACUACCUGCUUAAUAUUGUGUUGGUCCCCUUAUUCUGCCAAAACAGUCGAGGCAUGGAAUCCCUGAAGGUGUGCUGUGGUAUCUGGCACCAAGAUGUUAGCAGCAGAUCCUUGAAGUCCUCCAUGGAGUCCCCACCUCUUCACCUCAACUUGCACGACAGAAGUAUACUUUUGAUAGAUACUGACCACUGCAGACCGGGAACACCCCAUAAGAGCUGCAGUUUUGGAGAUGCUCUGAUCCAGUCGUCUAUCCGCCAAACGUCAAACUCGCUCAAAUCCUUACUCUUGUCCAUUUUUCCUGCUUCUAACACAUCAACUUUGAGGACAAAAUGUUGACUUGCUGCCUAAUAUAUCCCACCCACUAACAGGUGCCAUGAUGAGGAGAUACUCAGUCUUAUUCACCUCACCUGGCCCUGGUCAUAAUGUUAUGGCUGAUCAGUGUACACUGUCUUUAGUUUAAAUGUUAAACGUCUCCUUCUCUAAAACUUCACCAGAUUAUGCAGAAUGUCCGGGGUUCAAGUCUCUGAUCACGGUGUUACUACAGGAAGUUAAUCGAACAGGAUUCUAGCCAAUCAGGUUCGAGAAUUCUUUGCAGGACGAUCGCUACAGAGCUGUGAUGUAACAAUUAAGUCUGAUCAGUUUGCACUAUAUAUUGUGUGUGUGUGUGUGUGAGUGUGAGAGAGAGAGAUUGCAAAGGGAGGCUUUAUCAAUGCGGAAGAAAAUGUCUCAGGACUGCGAUAUAAUUUAUUAAUUUAUUUGUUUGCACAAUGACUACCAUGAUGUUAUAUUAAUAUAUGAAUGUGUUUAUUACAUGGCUGGUUGCUAACCCGCUAAUAAAAAGUAAUGAAUUUA
Molecule: messenger RNA, 2589 nt
Organism: Hemibagrus wyckioides
Lineage: Eukaryota; Metazoa; Chordata; Actinopteri; Siluriformes; Bagridae
Gene: slc25a38a
Product: solute carrier family 25 member 38a
Exons: 8
Coding region: 406-1269 (287 amino acids)
Biological process (GO): glycine import into mitochondrion
Cellular component (GO): mitochondrial inner membrane; mitochondrion
Molecular function (GO): glycine transmembrane transporter activity
Source: RefSeq, a predicted model, not a curated record